CAGCGAACGGGUCCUGCUCCAGACUCGGUCUCAGAGAGCAGGGGGAGAGGAGGAGGAGGAGGACUUUCAGCACAAGCUUGCUCCGGACGGGAGCCGAGCUUUUCUGUCAGAUUGCGGACACCACCACAAACGUCCAUGACUCUGAAAAACACCAAUGAUGGACAAACAAAAUGUGAAUGGGUUCCAUCCCAAGGCCUCAGUGAAUGGACACCAGAGGGGACAGCUGCCGUAUUCAGUGGAGACGCCCUAUGGCUUCCGCCUGGAUCUGGACUUCCUCAAGUAUGUAGAUGACAUCGAGAAGGGCAACACCAUCAGGAGGGUCCACAUCCAGAGGAGGAGCAGAGGUCCCAAGCUCAGCACCCUGCAGCGCAACUUCAGCCUCCCCGGCUGCAGCUUCAGGGCGCCUUGGGCCUCCGCUCCAGCCCUUGGGCCCAAUGCCAAAUCCCGUCUCGCUGAGAACCAGCAGGUGCUGGAGUUUGGGGCCUGCGAAGAUGGACCCUCGGGGGUAUCCGUGUCGCCUCGGGUCAGCUACAUGACUCUGAGGACCGUGGAGGACGCGAGCCUCAGGGCGUUCGACGAGCAGGCCCCGGGUGUCCACGUGCGGCCGUAUCUGCUGAGGGCCACCAGCAUGCCGGUCACCACCCUGCUGAGGACCAGCUCAGAGGCCUCUGAUGACCGGGCGGCCACUGCCUGUGCGGGUCUAUGCUCGGAGAACGGCUCCACCGAUGACGUGUUUGGGGAGAGGAGGGGCGGUUCCCCCUCCAGUGACCCUGGCCUACGCCUGCAGUUGGCCGCCGCCCUGCAGAGAAUCGGGGAGUUGGAGGAGCAGGCUCGGAUCGUCAGAGAGCUCCGAGCGCAAAUCACCGCCCUGCGGGAGGACAAGGAGCACCUCCUCAUCAGGCUCCAGCCCUGCCCCACAGGCGCUGCAGGACAGCUGGGUCGGUGCCAGGGCUUGGAUCCUCAACCUGGUGUGCCCAAGGACCUAGAGACAGAUUCAGGCAUUGUUCAUCAAGGCAUACCCUCACUUCUUGUCCAGGAGACCAGAUUUGAGCAGCAGAAAUGUGAAGACUCAACGUCAAGACCAAAUGGCGGUGACGCCAGGCCCCUCUCCAUCACUGGCCUGCAGAAGAGGAUCACAGACCUUGAGCAGAAACUCUACCGAUCCACCACAGAGUUGGAGGAAUCGAGCGCUCACCUGAGAGAGCUGAUGCUGGAGAACAAGUUGAAGGAGGACCGGAUCAAACAGCUGACUGAAAGUGAACGGGUGGAACAAGGAGGCAAUCAGGAUGCAGUACCAUCUGAAUCAGAUGCACCGCAAAGAGACCGGACUAGCUCGAGCACCCAGACAGAUGGUGCAGUUGCAAAGGUGACAGCGAACACCCUUACAGCCGCAAAGCUUCCAGAAGCUCCUCCUAACACGCGCAACCAAGUCGAGGGGGGGACUGCUGAAGAGGGGAUUAUUCCGGGUUCCCCAGAGGCCGGCUCUGCAGGUGAAUCGCUGCAGCGACCUGACGCCCUGGAGCAGAACAGACCUGCCACGAAUGCUGCCGUUGGGCUCUACAUCACCCGGAUCCAGGGGCUCCUGCAGGAGCAGUGGGAGUGCAUGAGCAGAGAGGACCCUGAAAACACCCUCCAGCAGUCAGGCUCCAAAGUCAGCUCCAUCCAAGCUGAGCUGCUCAGUUCCAUCCACACCCUCUCAACCCUGUGCUCAUCACCAGCACAGACCACAGGGGCGGCUCAACAAGCAGCUCCGAAGUCCAUAAUGAAGAAAAGUGUCAGUGCUGAGGGGCUGGGAGCAGGCACAGCCAAGAAGAACCUCAAGUUUGUGGGCGUAAAUGGCGGCUAUGAGACCACCUCCAGCGAGGAGUCAAGCAGUGAGGAAAGUAUGGAGGAGCAGAGAUGUGAGGGCAGGGAAGAGGACACUGCAGGGGAGGGUGACGCUGGAUCCCAGGCACCAGACCCCCUUGAGGGGCCCCAUGAGGAUCAAUCACGCAGUGGGAGUGGCAUCAUGGCAGUGGACGAGGACUUCACAGCAGUGUGCUGUUACCUUAAAGAUCGCCUGGAGGAGGCAGCCUGCCCCAAUGAGAAGAUGAGGCAGAUGCUGACAGCACUGUACCAGGUGUGGUUCCAUGUGUCCAGUCAGAAGGACUCUACGGCUGAAACGGUGGCCCUGUACCUGAAGCAGGCCCGGUCUUUCGGCCCCACAAUGCUCCGCUUCCUGGUCAACCUGGCCGACGGCAACGACAACAUGGCGCUGCACUACAGCGUGUCUCACUCCAACUUUGCUGUCGUCAAACUGCUCUUAGACACAGGCCUGUGUGACGUGGACCACCGCAACAAAGCCGGGUACACUGUCAUGAUGCUGGCCUCCCUGACUGCAGCUGACUCCCCAGAAGACAUGGAGGUUGCCCGGCAACUUAUGGAACAGGCGGACAUCAACGCCACAGCAAGCCAGGCAGGGCAGACGGCGUUGAUGUUGGCGGUGAGUCACGGUCACACGCCGAUGGUGGGCCUCCUGCUGGCGGGGAGGGCUGAUGUUAACAUCCAGGACCGCCGUGGCUCCACACCGCUGAUGUGUGCCUGUGAACACGGCCACACGCAAAUCGCCCGCUUGCUGCUGGAACGCGGAGGCUGUGACACCAGCCUCACUGACAAAGAGGGUCGCACCGCUCUCUCAGUGGCCCUAAGCUCCUCCCACUCGGAGAUAGCUGACCUUCUGCGUGCCUGAGGUGACGCCGGGCCCUCCAGCAGCACAGGGCCCCAGUAAGGCCCUCGGCUGCCUGUCCCAAACACAAGACCCCCUUUCUCCGAGCCGCCAUUCCUCCGCAGGCUCCUACAAAAUACAUAUUUCAAAUAUUUUCAGAAGUACUGUCCAAGUAAUUAGCAUCUGGCUAUAAAACAACCUGCUUUGCAGCGAUAGGAAGGGAAAGGAGGCGCGUCGAGGGCGUUGUGUGGGUUUGACGCGGAUAACAUUGAUCAGUGGCUGUUGCCAUGGUCACCACUCAGUAUUCACCUUUUCUUUUUUUACCUGAUGACAUCACACAAUUCAGAUAUAGCCAUAAGCACUAGCUUUCUUGCUUUUGCCACUGUUUUCAGACUGUUCUUUGUAUGGAUACAGACUGGAGGACUUUGAUGUUUGCAAUUACUUUCCUUUUAGCCUACCUCUUGGUCCUUCUCAGGCUGUUUAAUUUGACCCUCCAUCAUGAAGCCUGUACGUCAGAACAGUAUGCAUCAAGGAAGCCUGAACUUCAUACACUUUUCCAAUUGAUUUAAAAUAUUUUUCCAUUCAGAAAAACCACUUGUGCCUCUCAAGUUAUCACUCCAUCUCAACACCAGUGUAUUAUGCAUUUUAUAUGCAGUCAUUCAAAAGCUAUUAAACAUUUAUGACGACAGCAUGAAUUUAAAGUUCUCCUUGAGUCUCACUGAUACAGGUUGUAGUUAUUCUGAUGAUGGUUAUAAGAUAGAUUGAUUCCUAUUCUGAGAGACAGAUGUCAUACAGAUUAAUGGUGUUCCUGAGUGAGUUAUAAGACAAACAAAUGGUUGCCUAGAUUGGCGGUUAUUCAGAUUAAAUGUUGCUCUGAUUGAUAGUUGUGUUUGGUCUAAAUGGUUGCCCUGUUUCAUAACCAUACAGACUAAUGUUAUUCUGACCAUUAUGAUUCAUAUUUACACUGCUUUAUUCAGUGCCCUGAUUAUAUUACUAUGAUCUGAAAAUAUCCUUAUACUGUAUUAUAGAAUCAUAUACACAGAAAACCAAGUAUUAUUUUAGUUCUUAAAUUAUAUUGGCAUUUAACUCAUAUUCUUAAUCCUAUUUGUGCGAUAAUCCUCACCAAAUAUUGUAAUUUAAGAUGAGGCAUACACUUAGUGAGCAUUUUAUUAGGUAGACCUGUACACCAACUUGUUAUUGCAAAUAUUUAAUCAGCCAAUCAUGUGGCAGCAACUAAAUGCAUAAAAGCAUGCAGACAUGGGCAAGAGGUUCAGCUGUUGUUCAGACCAAAGAUCAGAAUGGGGAAGAAAUGUGAUGUAAGUGACAGUGGAAUAAUUGUUGGUGCCAGACAGGGUGGUUUGAGUAUCUCAGAAACUGCUGAUCUCCUGUGAUUUUCACGCACAACAGUCUCUAGGGUGCGGAAACAAAACAGAUCCAGUGAGCAGCAGUAUUGCGGCCAGAAACACGUUGUUAAUGAAAAAUGUCAGAGGAGAAGGGCCAGAUUGGUCAAAGUUGAUAGGGAGGUGACAGGAAUGCAUUCGGAUGCAGAAGAGCAUCUCUGAACACACAACGCAUCAAACCUCUAAGUGGAUAGGCUACAGCAGCACCAAUACAUCAAAAAAUUAAGUUGAAUAAAUACCUAAUAAAGUGCUCACUGAGUGUAUAACCUCGAAACAAACUCCAAAAGCAUGCCAUUUGAUUAGUGGGAUUUAAUCCAAAUCUGUUUAUGUUUCCAUGGUAUUUGACACUGUUGAAAACUGGGGUUACAGUAUGUGUGGUUGCACUGUUCUGGCACUGUUUCCUAGUUACUGUUUCUGUGGACAGUAAAGCGAUGAUCUUUAUUGGGUUUUUCCUGGCAUUCAUAUCGAUUUCCAGCCCCUUGUCCUGCUGUGUGUACAUAGCACUCUCACAACUGAUCGUGUGUAGGACCACACUAAGAGUAUUAGCAGCAGAAGAGUAUCUAGUAUCUUCCCAUCACUUGACAGGAAAUAUUACGCUUACAUAUGCUUGUAUGUUCUCAAGCAGUCCUAUAUAAGACCACUACUAAAAAAAAUUGUAUUUGUAUAUAAGUUUUGAGUGUGCAUACACGUAUGUGUGUGUCUGUGUGAGUUUAUAUAUAAACAAAGUUUAAAGUUAAAUAAUUUUCAGAUUUGUGAUUGAAAGGAAAAAUGCAUAAUGUACAAUGUGGGUCACCAACAAAAUCAAGCUACUUUUAUGUUUUGAAAUUUCCAUCAAAGAAUUGUCAUAUUCACAAUUUGUAUGGAGUUUAGGAAUGAUCCUCACUUUUCCCUUAAAUAGAUUAACAAACAAGUCAAAUACUUCAUCCAUGGAUGACUGCCAGGAUUCAGUGAAGCAGCUACAAAAAACAAGCAAUUCAGUGAUGGUCAUAAUAACGGCAGUUCAUCAAUCAUAAAUGCGAUCUUGGCGUAGAUUAUUUAUUUUCUGUUAUUUCCUAACGUACAAACUGACUGGUGAACAUCGAGUACAUUAUCACCAUCUCGCGAGUCACAUAAUCGUAACGUGAACUGUCGGCGCAUUCGCCCACUUCUGACCUCCUGCAGUGAAAAUUAAACCGCAUCUCCAUCACCUGUCAGCGUCUAUUACCUUCUCAGAAUCUCUUCGAGUUUAUAGAGUGCACCUUAUCCGAGGGGAACCUUGCUAAAUGUCACCAUAAUGUUGUCCUUCAUAUCCGAAUAUUACAAUAGCAGCUCGAUCUCAUCCAAAUGAGGCUUGGAGUGAGUGCUGUUGAAGUGGAAGAAAUGUUGAAAUGAAUGAAUUGACAUAAGAGGGUGAUUUAAAAAAUUUAAAAAAUUAAAAAAACACGGAGGAGCUCAGUGGUGUAUUCGGUUGGGUUGAAACUACAAGGUAGGCAAGCCAUCUUUCAUGGCCUUUAGUACUGUUGUUCUUCAACAGCGACACCGUAUACGGUGUGUGACGCUAAUUUGAGGGGAGGGGGGUCAACAUAAGGAAGCUUAGGGAAAAUAUAAAAAUGGGACAGAGAACACUUAGUUUUUUACAUUUAAUUUUCUAUUCUGAGCUCUGGUAUGAGCUAGGAUGAGAUAUGAGAUUUCCAUUUUGAUAAUUUCAGGACUGGAUGGAAAAUCAUAUUCAGUACUGGAUGGGUGAGAACAGAUAACAGAUUUUCUGGUGAUUGUUUGCUGGGCUUGAUUAAUUAUUCAGAUAAUUAGCAUCUUUGCUAAUUAAACAAUGUAAUAUUGUCUGCCUCCUCGCAGUUCCCAGAUAUUUAACAUGCAUUCACAAUCUGUGCGUAUGAGAAAAUGCUGAAUAUGUUAUUGAUGUAAAGAAUACAAAUGCUAUCACAAAAUAAAAUCAGUAUUUACUGGA
Conger conger (European conger) is the source of this 6049-nucleotide messenger RNA. Its product is annotated as KN motif and ankyrin repeat domain-containing protein 2-like. Gene Ontology annotation, biological process: negative regulation of actin filament polymerization. The record is from RefSeq and is a predicted model, not a curated record. The coding region runs from base 155 to 2728 and encodes 857 amino acids. NCBI's taxonomy places the organism in Eukaryota, Metazoa, Chordata, Actinopteri, Anguilliformes, Congridae. Gene Ontology annotation, molecular function: protein binding. Gene Ontology annotation, cellular component: cytoplasm; cytoskeleton. The transcript has 10 exons.